AUGUUUGAGACCCCUGAUGUCCAAGAUUCAAUCUCCGUCACAAUUGUGGAUCAAAUAGAUGGAACACUGGAAGGGGCCAUGGGUGAACCUCUGAAUAUAAUGACGGUAGACAUCAAGGGAUCUGCCAGCAUGUCUCACACAAGAACUGUGAAAGUGAAAAAGAUACACAUUUGUCCCAAGGUUCUGGAUUCUGUGAUUGAAAAAGCAAAAAUCAAGAUGGAUCAUGGAUUUAUUGAACAAUCCAAGAGGCUACAGAGGAACCUGUAUGUGAUCACUGAGGCAAUAGAAACUACAGAAGAAGCACGGUUUGAGGAAGCCAGUAAAAUGGAAGGCAGCAUCUUUUACAAAACCUGUGUCAAAAUGCAUCUUAUGGGCACCAGAAAGGAAAAUAAAGCACUUAUCGUCCCAAAGUCCUGCAUUCUGGCAUUCAGGGCCAAGAGAUUACAACUAAUGACAGGAGGAUCCAUAG
Molecule: messenger RNA, 469 nt
Organism: Pogona vitticeps (central bearded dragon)
Lineage: Eukaryota; Metazoa; Chordata; Lepidosauria; Squamata; Agamidae
Source: RefSeq, a predicted model, not a curated record